Molecule: messenger RNA, 2288 nt
Organism: Gracilinanus agilis (Agile Gracile Mouse Opossum)
Lineage: Eukaryota; Metazoa; Chordata; Mammalia; Didelphimorphia; Didelphidae
Gene: GATAD2A
Product: GATA zinc finger domain containing 2A
Exons: 13
Coding region: 270-2150 (626 amino acids)
Biological process (GO): negative regulation of transcription by RNA polymerase II
Cellular component (GO): NuRD complex
Molecular function (GO): sequence-specific DNA binding
Source: RefSeq, a predicted model, not a curated record
GCGCAUUAUUUGGCAACCGGAGGAGCGGCGGAGAAGAGGAUUAGAGGGAUCCCCGCCUGAGGGAAAGUUGGUGGGGGUGGCUGGGGGAAAGCCAGAGUACGUACCCGUUAAAAAAAAAAUCCAAACCGCCCAAACCUGUCUUAAGCUGAAUUUUAGUGUCUUCAGAGGGUUCAUCGACAGAUUGAAGUUAUUUUCUCACUCACUUAGCCUUCAUGUAUGGCCAGCUGAUGUAGCCAAGAGUUACUGCACAUAGAAGUCAGAACUUCAGAAUGACUGAAGAAGCAUGCAGAACACGGAGUCAAAAACGAGCACUUGAGCGUGAAACAACCCUAAAUGAUGUGGAUAGUAAAAAAAUAAAAAUGGAGAAAGGAUUACUGGGAUCAGACCACAAGACUGAAAGUGACUUGAAAAUGAAGUCUGAACCUGGAGCAGCCAAGGUCCAAGGAUUACUAAAAGGAGGAGAGGUCAAGGCAACUAUUAAGGUGGAAGUUCAGACAAGUGAUGAGCCAGUGGAUAUGAGUACCUCAAAAAGUGAUAUGAAGCCAGAAAAGAGAGUUCCCUCACCUGAUAUUAUAGUGUUAUCAGACAAUGAACCUUCAAGCCCUAGAAUGAAUGGCUUAACAAAAGUACCACUAAAGGAGACCAACACCGAAGCCCUCCUGAAGAGCAGUCCAGAAGAACGAGAGAGAAUGAUCAAGCAACUUAAAGAAGAACUGCGAUUAGAAGAAGCAAAACUUGUUUUGUUAAAAAAGCUAAGACAAAGUCAGAUACAAAAAGAAGCCACUGCCCAGAAGCCUGCUGGCUCCUCUGGGAAUGCUGUGGCCACCCCUCCCCCUUUGGUACGGGGAACACAAAACAUUCCUGCUGGCAAGCCAUCUCUUCAGGCUUCAUCUACAAGAAUACCAGGCAAUGUUAUUCCCCCUCCUCUGGUCCGUGGAGGCCAACAGGCGUCUUCAAAGCUGGGAUCUCAGCAGAACACACAGAUAGUGAUGCCCCCUCUUGUUAGAGGAGCACAGCAAAUCCAUAACAUCAGACAGCAUUCCAGCACGGGGCCACCUCCUCUACUUCUGGCACCACGGGCAUCUGUUCCUAGUGUGCAGAUUCAGGGACAGAGAAUUAUACAACAGGGUCUCAUCCGUGUUACCAAUGUCCCCAACACUAGUCUGUUGGUGAAUAUCCCACAGGCCUCACCAACUUCAAUUAAGGGUACAACAGUCACAUCUGCUCAGGGUAAUGCAACUACCACUGGGGUUGCAUCCAUAGUGAAUGCCAAUGAUUCACCAGCCAGCCGGCAAGCUGCUGCAAAGCUCGCCCUACGUAAACAGCUGGAAAAGACACUGUUAGAGAUUCCCCCUCCUAAACCACCUGCUCCGGAGAUGAAUUUUCUACCCAGUGCAGCCAACAAUGAAUUUAUAUACCUGGUUGGAUUAGAGGAAGUGGUACAGAAUCUCUUAGAAACUCAAGGCAAAACUUCAACUGCAGCUUUAUCCCAUGAGCCCUACAUGUGUGCUCAAUGUAAGACUGAUUUCACCUGCCGAUGGCGAGAAGAAAAAAAUGGAACCAUUAUGUGUGAAACUUGUAUGACAUCAAAUCAAAAAAAGGCACUGAAGGCUGAACACACAAAUCGUCUGAAGGCUGCUUUUGUAAAGGCUUUGCAACAGGAGCAAGAAAUUGAACAGCGGAUAUUGCAGCAGACAUCUUCUCCAAUGCAGACCAAGUCAGAGUCAAUGGCCCAACAUCAUUCACUAAAACAGGUCAUAAAACCACGGCGUAAGUUGGCGUUCUACUCAGGAGAGGCCUGCGACUGGAGUAAAGGGGCUGUGCUGCAGACUUCUAGCCCCCUGGCCCGAGGCCCCCCAGGGGCUCCCCGAGGAGUCUUGCACACAUUUAGCCAGUCACCUAAACUUCAAAAUACAGCAGCUGCUGCAGCACUUGUUACCAGGCCAGGUAAGCAUGCUGAGAGACCUGUCAGCAAGGGCAAUGCUACCACCAACUGGAAGAAGACUCCCAUCAAUACAGGUGGCGCUCUUACUUUUGUUAAUCCUAGUUUAGCAGUACAUAAAAGUUCUUCUGCAUUAGAACGUCAGCGUGAAUAUCUCUUAGACAUGAUCCCACCACGAUCCAUCCCUCAGUCUGCCACAUGGAAAUAAUGCAAAGCAAAGCCCAAGUGGAAGACUUCCCUCUUUCUGCCAUCCUUUUUUUAUGCCACAGUACAGUGUGGGACCUGCUUUAGCCCAACAGCUGGAUAUGUUCUCUCCCCUUUUUUGAAGGAAGCAAGAUGACCAAUU